This is a messenger RNA of Phialemonium atrogriseum, 683 nucleotides long. RefSeq lists its product as uncharacterized. The transcript has a single exon. Bases 69 to 302 code for a protein of 77 amino acids. NCBI's taxonomy places the organism in Eukaryota, Fungi, Ascomycota, Sordariomycetes, Cephalothecales, Cephalothecaceae. The record is from RefSeq and is a predicted model, not a curated record.
GGGGAGAUCGCCAUCAGUCUUCAAAGGCAUUCCCUGUCCACCACGUUCUCCACGCUGCAAACCUCAAUAUGUUAAGCUCCCAUCAAUCCAAAUCCAGCUCGAGCAAGUCCAAGGCGAGCAACUCCAAGGAGAAGGCCAAGUUUGGCAAAGAGAAGGAUAAGAAGUCUGGCAAGGAGAAGAACAAGACCAAAGCGAAAACGAAAAUACAACACAUCAGCCUCUACUGUGCCGUUUAUACACCACAGUUUGGAAACUACUACCACUGGGCCUUUGCAACCCACCACGAGGCAACCGACGAGUAGAACGUAUUCCAGGUUGUACAAGACGAAGAAGAUGGCCCUUUCAGCCCUGACUGUCGUGAAGUCAAUCCGUUGGAUUCACAAAGGUGCCGUCAGCCACUUACAGUUCUGGGGCAGAUGCACCCAGGCUGGUGGGACACCUGCAUCGGAACUGUUCGGACGAUUCCAAUUCCUGGGGAGGGUCUGUCUUGGAACUGCCAGGACUAUGUUAUAGAUAUAUGGGAUGCCAUGCUUGCUGGAGAGAUGAUCAACGAGGAAACAUGGGCUGAGGGCAAAGAAAGGAUGUUCCCCUUUUACGGUCAGAAAUUUGGUGGCCAGGAAAGUGAAGAUGGCAGUAGCGAGGAAGAGGAAGAAGGACGGCAGGGACAAGCACCAUUGUCAGAG